GGCUCGUCUUUGUUUGCGAGCGUUUCCAUAUGGAUUAGUGCAUGUUAUCAGGCACGGUUUUCCGUACCUUCUCGGCUGAUGUUCCAAGCGAGAUGAAGUGAGCCGAGAUGUGACGUCUACAUAGUGCAGGCCACUGAUUGGACAGGAGUGCAGGCCACUGAUUGGACAAGGAGUGCAGGCCACUGAUUGGACAGGGAGUGACGACACACGAGAGCGACUCCAGCACGAAAACAAAACCGACAUUUAAAAAAAACUAAACAGCAACGGUGUGCAUUGCUCUUCACGGAGCUCUCUGUUCUUCAUAAUUUUAAUAUGACAGCCAGACCUGUACUGUGGGUGAAUGAAGAGGUCGAGACUUUUCUGUGUUUGGUGGCGGACCAAAGAAUACAGAGGGAGCUGGACGGAGAAAGUUUAUCAGGAGGUCUCUGAGCGGAUGGCGGCUCACAUAUACAGUAGACUGUAUAUAAAGAGGACAGAAGCAGUGUAGGGAGAAGCUGAAAAAGCUCAAAAGUGACUAUCGGUCCACCAAGGACCACAGCAGCCGGCGUGGGUCAACCAGGAGGUGUUGGAAGAGGUUUAAUGGAAGCUAUUUACUGGCACCGCACCGACGAGCAACAGGAGGGAGACUCAGCUGCUGCAUUAUUGGAGACGUUCAAGAAUGAAUCCUUUCAACAUGCGAAGCCUCCUCCACCUCAUGGAGCCCCCAGCUCCCCUGCCUCCUCUCCAGCACCAGCUUCGACACCAGUACCAGCUCGGACACCGACACUGUCAACAUCAACCUCCAGCGCAUCACAGCAAAGUUUUAUCACCGGCAAGAGGAAAAGGGGCAACAGAAAAUUGGACCUUCCAAGCGUACUUGUGGAGAUGCAGGCUGAGGAGGAGUGGAGUCAUGCCCAGCAUGAUGAGAACAUCCAGUUGCUCCUCAGUGAGGCAAGAGAGAAUGAAGCGGCCUUGCAGCGGGAGGAGAUGGCCCAGAAUGCUGCCUUCAGCCAGUCAUUCCUGGGUGUACUGGGGCAGCUGGGGCAGGCAGCCACAGACCGAGCAGCAGGUGAACCAUCGCCUCCGUUAUGUUGCGUUUGUGUCGCACACAAAUGACGUUAAGGGACUUCCAGCUCGCCGUGCUGUGACGACUCCACCCACGAUGAGGCUAUAUGGAAAAACAACUAAACCGAGACGAGCCGAGUCAAAUACAGUAGUGGUGAGCCGUACCGCGCCGAGUAGAUGCUUCUGGAAUCGCGGCUACAGACAACUGAGACAACAGAGAAGGAGGAGUGAGAUUUCCCAGAGACUAUGGGUUGAGGAGGAAUUGGAAGUUUGUCGGCUUAGACCUGGUGUCAUUCCAUCAGUGUUAAACUUCCCGGUUCAUCUUGGAAGAGUACGUGCCAGAAAGACCACGACCAAGCAGCCUUGAGAUCUUAGGCAGCAUCUCCCUGAGGUGGGUGUCAACGGUGUUCAUGGUCAGGUCUGUGGUAAUCCUGUCAAAAAACAAAACAGAAAAAAAAUCUAGAUUAUAAAUCAACAUGUAACCAAAGCACUCUGUGUAUAACACCAUAGUAUAGGAUGUAGUUCAGAAAAUGUCAAAGUAUAGUAUACUUUACUCAAGAAUAACAUCGUAUGGCCUGUAGUUCAUAGUACAGCAUGUUGGCAAGAAAGAAAACAAAACAUAGAAUAUUAUGUGGUUCAAAAAGCGCAAAAUGAUAGGAUGUUGCCUAAAAUUGUCAUGUAUGAUAUGUGGUUCAAAAAAUGUCAUAGUGCAGUAUAUUGUCAAAAUAGUAUGUAAUUCAAGAAAACAUCAGAGUAUAAUAUGUCAUCUAAAAAAUGCCAUAGAAUAAUAAUUUCAUUGCACAAGUAAAAGUAUAGUAACUUUAGUAGCCUAUAGUAUAGCGUGUCGCCCAACAAACAUCAUAGUAUAGCAUGUCGCUCUAAAAACGUCACAGUAUAGCCUUUAGUCCACAGCUGUCAGUAGGUGAGGAGCAACACAAAAACAGUCCAAACCCUGGUUUCCAGAGAGUUAGACGAGAAUUUAUUUGAAAGAGUAAGUUUACAACAACACAACAUGUGAGGGGGUUAAAAACAAAUGGGUGUUAGUAAAAUAAAAAUAAAUCAACAGAACUAAAAGUGAACUUCAUGUUGACAUUGAUGGGCAUUCCAAACAGGAACAAAGUAAAAGAUAAUCAAUACGAGAAAAACUCUUCCUGUUCACCUCUUAAAACCCAAAAACACAC
This is a messenger RNA of Amphiprion ocellaris (clown anemonefish), 2225 nucleotides long. RefSeq lists its product as uncharacterized. The transcript has 4 exons. NCBI's taxonomy places the organism in Eukaryota, Metazoa, Chordata, Actinopteri, Pomacentridae. The record is from RefSeq and is a predicted model, not a curated record. Bases 580 to 1095 code for a protein of 171 amino acids.